Molecule: messenger RNA, 1092 nt
Organism: Diatraea saccharalis (sugarcane borer)
Lineage: Eukaryota; Metazoa; Arthropoda; Insecta; Lepidoptera; Crambidae
Source: the annotation of a GenBank genome assembly
AUGUGGGUCAGUCAGGAGGGACGGGGUGAUGGUGGUGAGAGCGCGGCGGCGCGGGUGGCCCGCACGCGACGGCGUGCGCUCGCGCGACGCGCGGCAGCGGCGCGGCUGCGGCCCGGCACCCCGCCCCCCGCGCCUGGCCGCCGACACCACCCCAUACAGACGGAAUACUAUCUAGAAGAGUUGUUCGACAAAGGUGUGGAGAUGGAGGUGGGCGUGCAGACGGACCUGUUCGUGGACCGGCCCGCGACGCCCGUGUACGUGCCCGCCAAGACCGGCGCGGACGCUCACACGCAGAUCUAUCCCGGCGACGUAUGUAUUAAAUUAGCCAUCAGUAUAUCAUUAACGCUAUUCGACUUCGACCUGGAGGUACAGCCGAUCCUAGAGGUGUUGGUGGGCAAGACGGCGGAGCAGGCGCUGGCGGAGGUGGCGCAGGAGGAGGAGCUGGCGGCGCUGCGCGAGCACCAGCGGCGGUACACCGAGCUGAGGGACGCCGAGCGGGCAGAGCGCGCGCGGCUAGCCGCCCAGGACCUCAGGCUCAACGAGGAGAAGGAGCGGCGCGUGGCAGAAGCGCGAGUGGCGCGCGAGGCGGCGGUGGAGGCGCGCGAGCGCGCGGCGGCGGCGGUGCUGGUGCAGGGGUACCUGGCGGAGCUGCUGCCCGCGGUGCUGGCGGGGCUGCGGGACCAGGGCCACCUGCUGGAGCGCGCGCGCCGCGGCGUCGACGACGAGUUCAUGCCCUGGCUCCUGCGAGAGGUCUCCGCCGAGCUCGAGGCGCUCAUCACCAGCAGAGACGUGCUCACGGAGAUCGUGCGGGAUGUGGUGGAGGCUCGCGCGGAGCUGCACCGUGCGGCAGGAGAGCGCGCGCUCGAGCACGCGGAACCCGAACAGUCGCUCACGCCACCAUCGGAGCCUGACCCUGAACACGAAGAAGAAGUCAAAUCGCCGUCGAUCGAAUCGAAUAAGCACAUGUCGCUUACCCCCUCCCCUUCCCCCCCUACCGCUCCACGUCGUAGUAUUUUGAUUGCGGCUUCAAUUCGCAUCGGCGCCGCACGUGGCCCGCACCCACGCCGCGCACAUUCGCUACACUCUCCCUGA